Molecule: messenger RNA, 1188 nt
Organism: Babesia microti strain RI
Lineage: Eukaryota; Apicomplexa; Aconoidasida; Piroplasmida; Babesiidae
Product: microfibrillar-associated protein 1
Exons: 4
Coding region: 1-1188 (395 amino acids)
Biological process (GO): mRNA splicing, via spliceosome
Cellular component (GO): U2-type spliceosomal complex
Molecular function (GO): RNA binding
Source: RefSeq, a predicted model, not a curated record
AUGAGUAGGAGUGAGAUAUACGCACUCCUGGGUCAGGAAAAUGAUGUGAUAAUCCCCUUAAACAAGAAUCGCAAAAAAGUCAAGCCGCAAAAGGUUGCUAGAUAUUGGCCUGGCAAGGCCCCUGAAUAUGCUGAUGAUGAACCAAACUCAGAUACAGAAAACUCUUCUGGCGAAGUGGAGAUAGAUGAUCCCAGGUUAAGGCGAAUACAACAAUCGUCCACUGUUCUAACGGACGGUACCUGUAGGCAGAGGAAACAUGAAACCGAAGUACUGGAUUUACCGCGGGAUAGACUUGAUUCGUCAACUGAUACAGAAGUUACUACGAAUAGUGGAAGGAGGCGUGUCAUAGCAUAUAACAGUCCAAUUUGCGACCCCGAAGAAGAUAGCUUCAACCAAACUCCAAUAGAAGCUCAACAAUCAGAGUCAGAAAAUGAAUCCAUCUUGUCAGAAUCUGAAAAAUCCGUAGAGGAAGAAUAUACCAUAUCGCUUGAUAAGCCUGUAUUUAUACCCAAGGACGAUAGGACUACAUUGAAGGAACUUAAAGCACGUGAAAUGGCUGAUUACGAGUAUUUUGAACAGGAAAGAUUGAGGAAACUUGAAAGGCAAGAAGAAUCCAAGCAAUUAGUCCACAACCCCAAUAUAUCAAUUGAUGAUGAAGAAAUUCAUCAACAUCUCCCCGAUGAUACUGACGAAAUUGGCGGUAAGGAAUAUGAAUUGUGGAAGAUCAGGGAAUUAAAUCGCAUUAAGAGGAGUCAUUUAGAAAAGGUGGAACGCGAACUUCAAGCUGAAGAGAUCAAAAUUAGGCGUGAGAUGGACGAAAAGGAGAGGGAGAGAGAUAACCUCAGAAUUGAUGCUCAAAAGGUUAAAGUGGAACGGGGUAAAAUGGCAUUCCUACAGAAAUACUACCAUAAAGGUGCAUUCUUUAUGGAUAAGCUGGAUUCUGGCGCAGAACCCAUAUACGCAAGAGACUUCAACGCCCCUGUUGGUGAUGAUCUUAUUGACAAGGAAGCCCUGCCAAAGGUACUUCAAGUUAGAAGAGGCAGAUUUGGGAAAAUGGGUCAGACCAAGCAUACCCACUUGAAAGAUGUAGAUACUACCGAUUUUAAUGCUUGGGGGGGAAAAUAUAAUAAUAGAAGGGGCAAACACGAUGUACAAGUUUUUGAAAGGCCCCAAAAGAAGCGUGGGUAG